This is a messenger RNA of Fomitopsis serialis, 1062 nucleotides long. RefSeq lists its product as uncharacterized. The record is from RefSeq and is a predicted model, not a curated record. NCBI's taxonomy places the organism in Eukaryota, Fungi, Basidiomycota, Agaricomycetes, Polyporales, Fomitopsidaceae. The transcript has 5 exons. Bases 1 to 1062 code for a protein of 353 amino acids.
AUGCUUGGGCAGCCGCCCACAACUCUCGGCGUUGACGACGAUCGUACUAUGCACUUUGCAUACGCUAAUCCGCCCAGCGAGGGGUCAGAUCCGGAUACGAACGUCAUACUGAGAAGGAUCUAUGGCGACGAACUGGUGACGGAAGAUGUCUCACAGCUAUUCAUCAACGAAAAGCUGGACGAGAAAGACAGCUUGCUCAUGGAGGUUCCUAUCAUGCCCCCUCCGAAUGAGCAUGCACCUACCGCGAUGUUCCUGCCGUGCCAGACCACCGAGUUACUCGCUCCAGCAAAAGUCAAGCCCGGUCAACCUGACGACCAUGCCGCUUCUCUUCCGUCGCAAUCCGGUUAUUUGAAGAAGGUCAAGGGCAUGCAAGCGCUGACCAUCGAGCUGUCGUGGAUACCGUUUAAGUUUGGGUCGAGCGUUCCGAACGACGCCGCAGUAACUGGAGUGGCAGACAGCAUCGAGAAUGCUCUUACAGCUGAACUGCGACAAGAAGACCCUGGGCUGGUGUCCCAACUCACUAACCUUCUUGAGAAGACUCUACGCCUGGAGGGUUUUGUGGAUGAUGAACAAUCUAUGCCUUCAACGCGCAAGUGCCUCGACGACAGCUCGGACUCGCUAGACCUUGGUGGCCAGGAAGCCGAAAGACGAACGCAGGACUCUGCGGGCUCCUACGAGGACGAUGAAGACCUUGGCUCUAGCGACAAAGAGAAUGAGGAGUUCAUGUAUCCUCUACCUGAGGAAGAAGAAGGCCCUCCGCCGAAACGUGCCCGGACGUCCGAUUGGGAGCGUCAGUUCUACGUCAGCGAACUAGAGCUCGAGGCCCCUACUAACGACUCCGGUGUCUUCUUGUCCUCUUCGGCGGCGAUGUCCAACAACGACAUCGGCGGCUUCGCCGGGAUGGCCUACGCUGCAGAAGGCUACGAGGGUCCCCACACCGAUGGAGACUUGUUCCUUGACAUCGAUCCAGUUCACGAACUGGGCUGGGAACACUGGUCCGCACCCGUCCCCGGUACCUGGGACGAAUACCUUGCAAUCCCAGCAGUCCUUGGAGCCCUAUGA